Triticum aestivum (bread wheat) is the source of this 1807-nucleotide messenger RNA. RefSeq names its product phloretin 2'-O-glucosyltransferase-like. The coding region runs from base 245 to 1666 and encodes 473 amino acids. The record is from RefSeq and is a predicted model, not a curated record. NCBI's taxonomy places the organism in Eukaryota, Viridiplantae, Streptophyta, Magnoliopsida, Poales, Poaceae. Gene Ontology annotation, molecular function: UDP-glucosyltransferase activity. The transcript has a single exon.
CUUUUUUAAAAUAAGUAAAUAUAAAUAUGCUAACUUUACAGCUGAAACCAUUGCCAGCAUUACUGGUUGCAUGCGAAACCAAACUAAAUCAAACAACGUAUCAAUCUACCAUGACCGCAGACUCAAAUAUGCUGGUAGUCGCAGGCGGCUACGAAACAUCGCCCGUAUAUAUAACACACCCGAUCGAUUGCCAGCUUCUCUCCUUCAGAGUUCAGAACACUGCCACUGAAACACAGAAGCAAAUAUGCAGAGCACCGUCGUGCUUUACACAUGGAUGGUCAGGGGCCACCUCCAUCCCAUGACACAGUUCGCCCACCAUCUCACCGCACAUGGCGUUCCUGUCACCGUCGCCGUCGCCGACGUCCCGUCUACAGGCAAGUCCUCUGAGACCAUUGCCGGCCUCGCCGCAUCCUAUCCUUCCGUCUCCUUCCACCUACUACCGCCGUCAGCGACCCGUUCCGCCCAGACGGCUGACCCCGAUGCCGAUCCAUUCAUCGCCCUUGUCGCUGACCUCCGCGCCACCAACUCCGCCCUCCUCGCCUUCCUGAGGUCCCUCCCGUCCGUCAAGGCUCUAGUCACCGACUUCUUCUGCGCCUACGGGUUUGAUGCCGCCGCAGAGCUCGGCGUCCCGGCCUACCUUUUCUUCACCUCCGCUGCGUCGGUCCUUGCUGCCUACCUGCACAUCAACGUCAUGCGCUCCACUGUCUCCUUCCGGGACAUGGGGCGCUCCCUGCUGCACUUCCCCGGAGUCCACCCAAUUCCGGCGUCCGACUUGCCGGAAGUGCUGCUCGACCGCGGCGACAGCCAGUACAAGACAAUCCUUAGCCUUAUGGAGCAGGUGCCAAGAUCUAAGGGCAUUCUGUCGAACACGUUCAAGUGGCUGGAGCCCCGCGCCGUCAAGGCGAUAAAAGACGGGACUCCCCGUCCCGGCGAGUCAGUACCGAAACUGUUCUGCGUCGGUCCAUUGGUCGGCGAGGAGCGGGGAAGCACCGUGAAGCACGAAUGCCUGAGAUGGCUAGACAAGCAGCCAGCGCGGAGCGUGGUAUUCCUCUGCUUCGGGAGCGCGAGCUCGGUGCCCGCAGAGCAGUUAAAGGAGAUCGCCGUGGGACUGGAGAAGAGCGGGCACGCCUUCUUAUGGGCCGUGCGAGCACCCGUUGCGCCGGACGCCGACGCAACGAAGCGGUUCGAGGGACGGGCCGAGGCGGCGGUGGAGCCGCUGCUGCCGGAGGGAUUCUUGGACAGGACGAGGGGACGCGGGAUGGUGGUUUCUUCCUGGGCGCCGCAAGUGGAGGUGCUCCGGCACCCGGCGACCGGCGCGUUCGUGACGCACUGCGGAUGGAACUCGACGCUUGAGGCUGUUGUCGCCGGGGUGCCGAUGCUGUGCUGGCCCAUGUACGCGGAGCAGGGGAUGAACAAGGUGUUGGUGGUGGAGGACAUGAAGCUUGGGGUGGCCAUGGACGGCUACGACGAGGCGACCGUGAAAUCUAGGGAGGUAGAGGCGAAAGUGAGGCUGGUCAUGGAGUCCGAGCAUGGGAAGCAGAUCAGGGAGAGGAUGGCGAUAGCGAAAGUGAUUGCAGCCGAUGCGCUGGAGACCGGUGGGUCCUCAGCGGCAGCAUUUGUUGACUUCCUGGAUGAUCUCAAGAUUUCCAUGCUAGAUGUUAUUUAACCUUUAGUGUUCGCCUUGUUCAGCUUGGUGGAAUUUGUUUUCUAAAUGUUUAAAAACAUCCGGCUGAUUACAGCGCGGUGUAAACCUCCUCCAAUGCGCGCCACGCCUCCAGUACAGAGCCACCACCGCUUUUGCUUUUCA